AUGGCAUACGAGAGCAUCCCACUUGAAACCUUUCACGAAGCAUUCAAAUUUAACACUGAGCUCUCCAGUGUCGCACUGGGAGGAAAGGUUGUAAAAGUCUCGGAUGAAUUCUUCGCCGAGGCAUUUCACCUGCUUGAAGUCGAGCCAGCUCCCAGCCUCAAAGGGCAGUUCGGCCCUAAAGGCGCGUUGUACAGCGGCUGGGAGACACGGAGACAUAAUCCUUCCUAUGACUGGUGUAUUAUUAAACUUGGUACGUUGGGCACGAUCGUCGGAUUCGACAUCGAUACAAGUCACUUCAAUGGUAAUGAAGCUCCCGAAGUGUCCGUAGAAGGUAUUACGGACUCAUCAGUGGAUGAACACGACAUGGACAACGCAAAGUGGACCGAGAUAUUACCGCGUGUCCCUCUCGGGCCGUCCAAGCGGCAUCUUUUCAAGAUACCAGAGACUGAGCGAGUGAAGUUCGUAAAGUUAAACAUGUAUCCAGACGGUGGCAUCGCGCGUUUCCGAGUCUACGGUAACGUCGCUCCUGUGCAGCCUGACAGCACUCAAGAAGUAUUCGACCUCGCUCAUGUCUUCGCUGGAGGUCGCGUGUCAUUUAUGUCCGAUCAGCAUUUUGGUGUUGGCGCAAAUUUGAUUCUCCCAGGACGAGGUAAAGAUAUGGGCGAUGGUUGGGAGACUAAGCGGAGCCGGCAAAAGGGUCACAAGGAUUGGGUGAUCAUUAACCUGGGCGCACCGGGCCAUCUAAGAACAGUCGAAAUUGACACGGCGCAUUUCAAGGGCAACUUCCCAGAGAGCUGUGAACUCCACGCUUUGAAUAGCGAAGAGGAUGUACCGGAUAGCGAUGCUGCCGAUUGGACACAGAUUUUGUCCCCGGUCAAGCUUGGUCCCCAUCGGAGGCACUUCUUUGCACUGGAAGCAGAUGUUUCUGUUGCCUACACCCACGUGAAGCUUACCAUAUAUCCUGAUGGUGGUAUCAAACGCGUGCGAAUCUAUGGCACGAAAGGGCCCUGUCCUACAGACCUUGCGGUCAGACCCAAUGACGCAACAGAAAACGAUGCUGCUGCACCACUUGAGUCGGCACCUGUGGGUCUGAAGCAGGUCAAAACCAUACCUGUUCUCCCUCUUACACCAGAAGCCUUUUCGCCCUUUGGUCAAGUCAUCCAAGCGUAUGGCGACCAUGCCGCAGCUCCCCCCGGAACUAAGAUCACGCCUGCCAAUCAGGGAUCUGCAACCAAAUUCCAUAAGCUUUCACUUUUAGAAUCGUCGUAUCCGGCUAGUUUGGAGGCUAGCAGUGGGCUGUCUGUCUAUCGCUGCAAUCCGACAAAAGUUGUCAACGGUGGUGUAGAGCUCAAGGUCGUCGAGCGCCACCCAUAUACGAACCAGGCCUUCGUUCCUAUGGGAGGGGGAGGGAUACAGGGCGAUGAGGCGCUGAAGGAGCCAGGUAGUGCAUAUCUUGUGGUGGUUGCUCACAAUGGAGCCGACGACAGACCUGACUUCAAUAGUCUUCGAGCAUUCGUAGCGAGUGCAGGGCAAGGAAUCAUGUAUAACACUGCAAUUUGGCACCAACCGAUGACGGUGUUGUACAAGCCAAUGGACUUCACUUGCGUGGAGACACAAAUCGGGAACGGCGACAAGGCAGAUUGCGAAAUAUUGGAGUUGGAAGCUAGCGAAGUGGUCGUCUUGGCGCUUCCGCGUCACUAG
Suillus bovinus is the source of this 1701-nucleotide messenger RNA. RefSeq names its product galactose-binding domain-like protein. Gene Ontology annotation, molecular function: ureidoglycolate hydrolase activity; ureidoglycolate lyase activity; allantoicase activity. The record is from RefSeq and is a predicted model, not a curated record. Gene Ontology annotation, biological process: allantoin catabolic process. NCBI's taxonomy places the organism in Eukaryota, Fungi, Basidiomycota, Agaricomycetes, Boletales, Suillaceae. The transcript has 11 exons. The coding region runs from base 1 to 1701 and encodes 566 amino acids.